UCCGUCUCUUUCACGUCGCCGAAGCCAAAGCCGCAGACCGGACGAAGAAGAAACCCCCCGAAAUUUCCUUGCCGUCUUCUCCAUUCCCGGUGAACUCUCCGGCUUCUCGACGCCACCGGAGCCCCGGCGAGCCACUGGCUCCUCCGGCCGCUCCUCCCCGUCCGUCGCCUUCCCGGACUUCCCUGCUUGGGGAUCCCGCCGGAGCGGAGUAAUCCUUGCUCUCGUCCAGCCGUGCAAUUUCGCCACCGGAGGUUGCAAAGUGUUGAGGAAGAGUAUUCGAGGUGAAUUUCCUCUAGUUGGUACUUCUUCCGGCGAGAUUCUGGAAUAUUUCGGUGGUGUUCUUUGGAAUCUGGGGUCUUGGAGCGAGUCGGAUGAGUGAAUUAGGGCUACGGCUUUGGACCAGGGGAAGUUAGGUGGGAGCUUAUGAGGUGAGAGGAAGCUGCUGGAAUAGUAUAUCUGGGCUUGUGAGGGUGAAGUUUCUUAAUAGGGGAAAAAGAUAGCCUUUUGAUUGCUUUUGGCGAGCACAUUGGGGAGGGGGGGAAUUUUCUACAGACGACGGCUUAUACAUAAAGAGAGGGAAGCGGAAAGGGAGAAGCUUUCUUUGGCAAUAAAGUGAGAAGAGGGAAGGGUGGGAAGAAAAGAGGGAACUUUCUUUAUAGGCAUUUCAGAUCAGGGAAGCUGCUGGGAUCUGCUUAGAUGAAGGGUCCGGGGUCGAAUGGAUUCGCAGAAAAUCCAGCAGAAGGAGAAAGAAAAAGCAUCAGUUCGGAGUUAUGGCAUGCUUGUGCUGGACCACUGGUGUCUUUGCCGCCUGCUGGCAGCCUUGUGGUUUACUUUCCACAAGGUCAUAGUGAACAGGUAGCAGCCUCGAUGCAAAAGGUGACUGACAGCAUGCCAAAUUAUCCUUCACUGCCUUCUAAGCUGAUCUGCGUGCUUCAUAAUGUCACCUUGCAUGCUGAUGCUGAAACGGAUGAGGUUUAUGCUCAGAUGACUCUUCAACCUGUUAAUAAAUAUGAUAGAGAAGCAAUGCUGGCAUCUGAAAUGGGCCUCAAACAAAACAAGCAACCAACAGAAUUCUUCUGCAAAACACUUACAGCAAGUGAUACAAGUACCCAUGGCGGAUUCUCAGUACCCCGUCGUGCGGCUGAGAAGAUAUUUCCACCUCUAGAUUAUACAAUGCAACCACCAGCUGAAGAAUUAAUAGCUAAAGAUUUGCACGACAUUUCAUGGACUUUUCGUCAUAUCUAUCGAGGUCAGCCCAAGAGGCAUCUCCUGACUACAGGUUGGAGUGUAUUUAUUAGCACAAAAAGACUUGUUGCUGGUGACUCUGUUCUCUUUAUACGAGAUGAAAAGUCACAGCUUCUCUUGGGUAUAAGGCGUGCCAAUAGACAACAACCACCUUUAUCAUCUUCAGUCUUAUCUAGUGAUAGCAUGCAUAUUGGAAUCCUUGCUGCUGCCGCUCAUGCUGCUGCAAAUAACAGCCCAUUCACUAUAUUUUACAACCCAAGAGCUAGCCCCUCGGAGUUUGUUAUACCUUUCGCCAAAUACCAUAAAGCAAUGUACACCCAAGUGUCUCUUGGCAUGCGAUUCAGGAUGAUGUUUGAAACUGAGGAGUCUGGAGUGCGUAGAUAUAUGGGCACAAUUACAGGCAUCAAUGAUUUAGAUCCAGUGCGGUGGAAAAAUUCACAGUGGCGCAAUCUUCAGGUUGGCUGGGAUGAAUCAACAGCAACUGAGCGGCGGACCCGAGUGUCAAUAUGGGAGAUUGAACCUGUGGCAACUCCUUUCUAUAUAUGUCCACCCCCAUUCUUUAAACCCAAGUUCUCUAAACAACCAGGGAUGCCAGACGAUAAGAUUGAAAUUGAGAACACCUUUAACAGGGUGAUGCCAUGGCUUGGUGAUGAUUUUGGCUUAAAAGAUGCUCAAAGUGCAGUCUUUCCAGGCCUGAGCCUGGUCCAAUGGAUGGCCGUGCAGCAGAAUUCUCAGCUAAUGGCACCAGCAGCUCAGUCAACAAACUUCCCUUCCACAGCUGCAUCAGUUAUGCAAGAUGGCCUUGGCACUGAAGACCCAACAAAAAUACUAAAUUUCCAAUCACAUGCCUUACCUCCAUCAUAUCUGCAGCCCUGUUCCAAACUAAAUCCUCAUACUCAUCAAUUUGAUAGAUAUCAUCAACCACCUUUAUUAUCAUCUCAACAGCCAUUGCGGCCACAACAACAAAUUUCUAUUCAUCACCACCACCACCAGCGGCAGCAGCAGCAGCAGCCACCACCAGUGCAACAAAAUACUGCCCAUCUGAUGCAGCUACACCAGCAACAGCAGCAACAGCAACAAGCAGAACUGCAGCAGCAACAAUUUCAGCAGCAGCAAACACGGCCUGCUGCUAGUCAGGAACUCAUUGAUCAGCAGCAACAGAAGCAACAUCAGCCUAUUCGUAGCCAAAUUUUACCUCAAACCCAGUUAUCAAACCAACUUUUGCGACAGCAACAAGCAGAACUGCAGCAGCAACAAUUUCAGCAGCAGCAAACACGACCUGCUGCUAGUCAGGAACUCAUUGAUCAGCAGCAACAGAAGCAACAUCAGCCUAUUCGUAGCCAAAUUUUACCUCAAACCCAGCUAUCAAACCAACUUUUGCAGCCACCUUCAUCUAAUGUUCAACAACAAGGGUUACCUAAACCAAGCACUCAACAUCAGCAAGGUGCUUGUUCUCCCAACCUGGGCUCUCUCCAACCAUCAUCCUUGCCGCAAAUUUUGCAGGUCCAGCAACCAGUAGACCAUCAAAAUACUCUUUUUCAGCAACAACAGCAACAGUUGCAACAACUAAUGCAACCACAGCAUCAGCUGCAGCUGCUGCAAAAGCUUCAGGAACAACAAUUGAUCUCUCAGCUCAGUCCACAGUUACAAUCUCAAUCAUCACAGCAACUAACUCAACAAAACCAGCAUUUUCAACAGCAGCAAAAUUUGCAGCCGCAGUUAAAUGGCACCAACAUUCUACCAUCUCAACUGAAGCAACUGCAGCAAAUGCCCACUAUGGAUAACAGUAACUACCUCAAACCUCAGUUACCUGCUAGAGCUCAUUCUACUCUCAAUGAGAACAAAGCCCCAUCUUGCUCUACCUCUCCUUCCACUAACUGUCAUUCUUCAUCAAGCUUAAUAAAUAGAGUUCAGCAAGGCCCAGCUGUUUUGAUUGGAGAGACAGGGGUACCGCAUAUGGAAAUUCUGCUUCAGGAACUUCGAAGCAAGUCAGAUGUUCAAGUCAAGCGUGAAUUGCACAGCACCAAAGAGCCUGCUCAGCUGCCGAACCAACAUGCCACUGUCAAUCAGUUAGAUGCUUCUUCUGCAACCUCAUUUUGUUUAGAUGGCAGUGCGCAUGAAGGAAUCUCACUUCCUCCUAUAUUAGAUGGUGAUGUUCAAGUAGAUCCUAGGGACAACCUUCUUGUUGGAACAUACGGUGAUGGUUUGAUGCCAGACGCCCUGCUGUCAAGAUGCUUGGGUUCAGGAAAGGAUAUCCAGAACUUGCUUUCUGGUUACGGCAAUCAGGGAGAUGUAGAAACCGAAUUGUCUACUGCUGCUAUCAGUUCUCAGUCAUUUGGUGUGCCGCACAUGCCUUUCAAGCCUGGCUGUUCAAGUGAUGCGGCAGCAAAUGAGAGUGGAGUACUGAAUCAGGGAUUUUGGUCUGGCCAACCGCAGCGCAUGCGAACAUAUACUAAGGUUCAAAAGCGUGGAGCUGUAGGAAGGUCUAUUGAUAUUACCCGUUACAAGGGGUAUGGUGAGCUUCAACAUGAUCUUGCCUGCAUGUUUGGGAUUGAGGGGCAACUCGAAGAUCCACACAGAACUGACUGGAAACUAGUCUAUGUGGAUCAUGAAAAUGAUAUCCUGCUUGUUGGUGAUGACCCUUGGGAGGAAUUUGUAAACUGUGUUCAAAGUAUCAAGAUAUUGUCAGCAGCGGAAGUCCAGCAGAUGAGUUUGGAUGGUGAUCUUUCCAAUAUCCCUGUACAAAACCAAGCAUGCAGCGGGUCCGAUAAUAAUGGUGAUCUGUGGAGAGGUCAAUUUGAUGAUACGUCGGCUUUUUCCAUUCAUCGUUGAGGGUAACAUGCUUUAUAAAACUAACGAUAUAUUAUAGAUCCGCUUAAAAUCAAAUGCUAUGACAAAGCUGGAGUUCGAGGAGACUAAUAAUUUAGUUGUCAGAAUGAGUUUCAAGGGAGGAUUGAAUAGAGCAAAGAGCCUCUACAAGUGUCAGACACAGGCGACCAAAUUUUUCCACCGAAAACUCAAAGGUGAGAUCAGCACCAACUCUCUGCAGUUACUUUACCAUAAUUUUUGGAAUCUUUAAGUAUGUGCUACUUAACAGAUGAGAAACUUUUGAUAAGAUGCAUUCCUUUUUCUCACUCUUAGAGAGGCAGUUCUUGAUGUACAUGUAUGUGCGGCAAUUUAAGACAACUGUUCUUUCAGAUAACGGUCUCUACGAGUCAUUCUGUAUUCUGAAAUCGUAUGUUAAAAGAUUGUAACUGCUAUUAACUUCAUUCAGUAUAACCAAGAACUCUCGCCUGAGUGGUCACAGCUGGGAGUUA
Molecule: messenger RNA, 4562 nt
Organism: Phoenix dactylifera (date palm)
Lineage: Eukaryota; Viridiplantae; Streptophyta; Magnoliopsida; Arecales; Arecaceae
Source: RefSeq, a predicted model, not a curated record